GGGUGUCAGCCUGGGAGUCAUGACAGUUUUUCCAGAGUUCAAAAAUAUUGAAAUUGACUAAAAAAGGAACAUAUCAGAGAACCCUGUUUAAAUGCUCACAAUACCAACUUUUCAUUUCUGUUUCCAGCUCCUCUGGAUCGGAUGGUAUGAUGAUGUGAACAGCUGGAGGUGGUCCAUGUCAGACCCAAACUUCUACCAACAUGAUGAGACGUUCAGACUCUGGGUACCCGGAGAACCGAAUAACUAUGCAGGAAUAGGAGAGAGUUGUGCUAAGAUUAGGACUACAGGGCAGUGGGGUGACUUUAUUUGCUCUUCCACUGAAUAUUUCAUCUGCUUUAAUGUCAACGCGUUCAUCUUCAUCAGCACCAAAAAGAACUGGACCGAUGCUCAGAGCUACUGCAGACAGCACCACACCGACCUGGCCAGCGUGAGGAACCUGUCAGAGAACCAGCAGGUGAAGCAGCUGAUCACAUCAGGACAAGCUGCCUGGAUCGGUCUGUACAGAGACACCUGGAAGUGGUCGGACGGAAGCAACUCUUCGUUUACGUACUGGAGGAGCGGGGAACCCAACGGCGGCACGGAGAACUGCGGUGCAGCGAACCUCGACGUGUCUGGAGGAUGGGAGGACACGGGAUGUGAAAAGAAGAAUUAUUUUGUUUGCUACAGCGGUGAGUCACCAUCCGCAGUGUUUUACUGAUAUUUACUGUGAUAUAUUCUGUUUGUCUUUUUAUUUAUGUCAACAUGAUUAUUUAAGAACAUUCUCACAUCGAGGCCGAUCAGAAACUUCUAAAGUGUGUAAAAUAACAUUCAAAGAACAUUUAUUGUGCAAAACAUCAA
Messenger RNA from Nothobranchius furzeri (turquoise killifish), 837 nucleotides. The record is from RefSeq and is a predicted model, not a curated record. NCBI's taxonomy places the organism in Eukaryota, Metazoa, Chordata, Actinopteri, Cyprinodontiformes, Nothobranchiidae.